AUGUAGGUUAAAUGUAUUUAAGCUGAUCAUAUUAAUCAGUAGAUAAUUGGAAUAUGUAUAGAUAACAAUUGCCAAUAUCAAAGGGCAUUUUGUGUUUUUUGUUUACCUAAUCAUGGUUAACAUCUUAACAACUUUAUUCCUAUAGAAGGUUUUGAUGAAUGGAUUUAACAACAAAUUCUCAUUCUUAAUCUUAAUGAUGUAUAAAAGAAUGUUUAAGAUUGCAAAUUAGUACUUGAUAGACUUAUAGCUAAAUUUAUUCCUUAUUUCAACAUUAAUGUAGAAUAAUUGGGAAUCACUUAGAUUGAUAAUAUAAUUAAGAGUUUAUGUUAAAUAAAAGUUUACUAGUAAUAAUUAUUUAAUUAACUCAAAUAAUCAAUAUAAUAAGUUAAAUUAAUUGUGGAUGAAAUAUUAAAAAACAACAAAACUUAAAUAAAAUAGAGAAUUAAUCAAUUUGAGUUAAUGAAUUAAAAUAUAAUUAACUAAGUUGAAUCUUGUAAAGCAAUUUCUUUUAAUAAGGAUUGCUCAAUCAUGAUAGCUGGAUGUAAAGAAAAAAUAAAAAUCUUUCUACAUUAAGAAGGGAUGCUUAAUUCAAUAUAAAUGUUAAGUGAGCAUACCAAAGAAGUAUUUACUUUAAAUUUCAUGAGAAAUAAUAAUAAUUUUGUAUCUGGAAGUGUAGAUUAAUCAAUUAUAAUAUGGUAAGUGAAUGAAAUUAAUUAUUAAUGGAAUUGUUAAUAAAAAUUGAAUGGACAUUAAAAUUGGAUACUUUGUUUAUUGAUAAAUAAUAAUGACGAUCUAAUUAUAUCAGGAGGUUGUGAUAGAACAAUUAAAUUUUGGGGGAAUUAGAAUUAAUGGUUGUGUUAAUAAACUAUAAUUAAUCAUACAAGUAAUGUAUGUUCACUAAGCUUAAAUGAAAAUUAAAAUAAAUUGAUUUCUUGUUCUGAUGAUUAAUAAAUAUUAGUAAUGGAGUAGGCAUAAUUGGAUAAAAAGUGGAAUGUUAUAUAAUAGAUAAAAGUAGAUUAGUAUGGAUUUAGAUUAUGUUUUAUAGAUGAUAAUUUAUUUACAUUCUAGCCUAAAUGUAAAGAUUAAAUGCAUGUUUAUAAAUUGGAUAGUAAUACUCACAAUUAUAGGAAGACUAAGGAAAUUGUUGUAAGGUGUGGUUCAGAUAGAUGUAGUAGGUUAUUUCCAUAAUAGUACUUAAAGUCAAAAUGUUUGUUGGUGAAUAAGAAUGGUAAUAAUAUUAAUAUAAUGACAAAAAAAGAAAAUGAUGACUUUGUGGUUGAAUAAUCUAUUGAAUUUAGUGAUGAAAGUAUUUAUGGAUAACUAAGUGAUAAUGGAGAGUAUUUGAUAACUUGGGAUAGUGGUUCAAAAGAAAUAUAAGUUAGAAAAUGCAAAGAAAAUUUAAGAUGA
Paramecium sonneborni is the source of this 1407-nucleotide messenger RNA. Lineage: Eukaryota; Ciliophora; Oligohymenophorea; Peniculida; Parameciidae. The record is from the annotation of a GenBank genome assembly.